Messenger RNA from Lactuca virosa, 303 nucleotides. The record is from the annotation of a GenBank genome assembly. NCBI's taxonomy places the organism in Eukaryota, Viridiplantae, Streptophyta, Magnoliopsida, Asterales, Asteraceae.
AUGUUUAUCGAUGAUGAAGAAUUGAAGGGUUAUUAUGGAAAGCAUUGUGGUGAUGGAGGUGAGUUUUCAUGUCUGGUCUGUGGCGUAGUGAAUGAGAAGCAUCUGAAGAGGUUGAAAAAGUUUAAAGAAUGUGUUGCUCUUGUUGAACAUUCAAUUUCCAUUGCAAAAAGGAAGAAGAUUAGAUCACACAGAGCUUAUGGCCGAGGAAAUGAUGUUAAUGGUGGUUGUAAUUCGGCUUUUAACAAGAUUAUGGAUGAUGGGUUGUUGAAUCCUGAUGAAAAAGCUCAUGUUUCAGAAACAUGA